CAGGGGGGGAAUAAAGAGCAGGCUGUUCCUUAAAAAUAAGCAGGCAAGAGCAGAAUAACACAACAUGCUCCUCCAAAAAACCCACUGCUCAGAUGCAGUGUGGUCUGUCUCGAGUGUUCAGACCUGAAAUCUGGUUAAUGCUGCGGUGUGCACACUGCUGGUUUGCAGUGCUGGGAACCCUCAAACAGAUGGAUUAUACUGCGUAGAGAAAAUGGAGAUGUCUGAAACCAGCCAUAAAAAAUCAGCAUAAAAGGUGAAGCCCACCAUCUGCAGCAUUGAAGCAUGAGUACUGAUGCCAGCCAGGUGGUGAUCACUACUCCCCCCUCAGCCACGAUGCCUCGCAAAGAGCGGUACUUCGAUCGCAUCAACGAGAAUGACCCCGAGUAUAUUCGGGAGAGAAACAUGUCUCCUGACCUGAGACAGGACUUCAAUAUGAUGGAGCAAAGGAAGAGGGUCACUCAGAUCCUGCAGAGCCCUGCCUUUAGAGAAGAUCUGGAAUGCCUUAUUCAAGAACAGAUGAAGAAGGGCAAUAACCCCAGUGGACUGCUUGCGUUACAGCAGAUUGCUGACUACAUUACGGCAAGCUCCUUUUCGGGUUUUUCCUCAUCUUCACUCAGCCAUGGAAUGAUUACACCAAUCAACGACCUACCUGGGAUAGACACCUCCUCAUUUGUUAAAGGAGAGAAACUUACCCGUUGCAAGCUAGCCAGUUUGUACAGAUUGGCUGACUUGUUUGGGUGGGCACAUUUGCCAAAUGCCUACAUCACAGUAAGAGUAAGCAAAGAACAUGACCAUAUUUUAAUCAUUCCAAGAGGUCUGUCCUUCUCAGAAGCUUCAGCUUCUAAUUUGGUUAAAGUAAACAUCCUAGGAGAUGUAGUUGACCAGGGAAGUACAACUCUAAGUAUUGACAAUGCAGGAUUCAGUCCACAUGUGGCCAUCUACUCCACACGCCCUGAUGUCAAAUGUGUAAUACACAUACAUACCCCUGCCACAGCAGCUGUUUCAUCUAUGAAGUGUGGCAUCCUUCCCAUAUCACAAGAGGCUCUGAUUCUGGGAGAUGUUGCUUACUAUGACUACCAGGGGUCUCUUGAUGAACAGGAAGAGAGAAUUCAGCUUCAGAAGGUUCUCGGACCCAGUUGCAAGGUAUUAGUCUUGAGAAACCAUGGUGUGGUAGCACUAGGAGAGACACUAGAAGAAGCAUUCCACUAUAUUUUCAAUGUGCAGCUGGCCUGUGAAACACAGGUUCAUGCAUUAGCUGGAGCAGGUGGGGUAGACAAUCUCCUAGUACUGGACCUGCAGAAGUUCAAGCCUUCCACACAUGGUGUGGCAGCAACUGGAGGAGGUGGAGUUAAUAUGGCUUCACAACACAAGUGGAAAGUUGGGGAGCAAGAAUUUGAAGCGCUCAUGAGGAUGCUGGACAACCUGGGAUACAGGACUGGCUAUGCCUAUAGGCAACCAUUAGUCAGGGAAAAACCCAGACACAAGAGUGAUGUUGAGAUCCCAGCCACUGUAACUGCUUUUUCCUUUGAAGAUGAUACAAUCCCGCUUUCCCCCCUGAAAUUCCUGGCUCAGAGGCAACAGAGGGAAAAGACAAGAUGGCUGAACUCUCCAAACACAUACUUGAAAGUUAAUGUGCCUGAGGAGUCCUGGAACGGGGAAACCAGUCCCAGGACUAAGAUCACGUGGAUGAAAGCUGAUGACUCCUCUAUCAGUGGAGGAACACCAAUCAAAAUUGAGGAUCCAAACCAAUUUGUUCCUCUAAACACAAACCCAAGCGAAGUGCUGGAAAAGAGAAACAAGAUAAGGGAGCAAAACCGAUAUGACCUAAAGACUGCAGGACCACAGUCUCAGCUGCUGGCUGGAAUUGUUGUGGAUAAAAAGCCAAGUCCACCAAUGCAGUUUGAAGAUGAUGAGCAUGCACCACCAGCACCACCAAACCCAUUCAGCCAUCUCACAGAAAAGGAACUGGAAGAGUACAAGAGGACAGUUGAGCGCAAGCAGCAAGGGUUAGAAGAUGCUGAACAGGAAUUGUUCUCAGAUGACGGUUCCUCUGUGUCACAAAUUCAGUCACAAACUCAAUCCCCGCAAAAUGUCCCAUCAAAGUUAGAAGAAAAUCACGAAGAUCUCUACAUCCAGAAUGCCAACUUGAUAUCUGCGGAGAUGCCAGUCGUGGUGGUGAACGGCAAGGAAGACGCCCAUGAGGUGGAAGAAGACCUCACCAAGAGAGUCAGUCAGUUAACCACCAGUACUGUGGAGAGCGUAGAGAUUACAAUUAAAAGCUCUGAAAAGAUAGAAGAGGCCCUGUCCCCUGAAGGGUCACCUUCCAAAUCCCCCUCAAAGAAGAAGAAGAAAUUCCGCACCCCGUCUUUCCUGAAGAAGAGUAAAAAGAAGGAGAAAGUUGAAGCAUGAGUGCAGUGCUGGCGUGAGGAGACGUUGCACAGUUGAAACCUUUCAGUUGACCGUUCACAGCUUAGCGUUUAGGGGUGUGCAGUAACUGGACUUUUAACCUAAAGGAAAAGGAACUGGAAGAGGUUUUGCUUUAGAAAA
Messenger RNA from Dryobates pubescens (Downy woodpecker), 2547 nucleotides. RefSeq names its product adducin 3 (gene ADD3). The record is from RefSeq and is a predicted model, not a curated record. Gene Ontology annotation, molecular function: actin filament binding. Bases 283 to 2409 code for a protein of 708 amino acids. Gene Ontology annotation, cellular component: postsynaptic density; plasma membrane; cytoskeleton. Lineage: Eukaryota; Metazoa; Chordata; Aves; Piciformes; Picidae. Gene Ontology annotation, biological process: barbed-end actin filament capping. The transcript has 15 exons.